This is a messenger RNA of Soboliphyme baturini, 600 nucleotides long. The record is from the annotation of a GenBank genome assembly. Lineage: Eukaryota; Metazoa; Nematoda; Enoplea; Dioctophymatida; Soboliphymatidae.
AUGUUUGGUCGUAAUGUGGGAUUUGUAUGUGUGACAGUGCGAUUCAAAGACCACUACGAUCAGAACGAUCAGAACGAGCAGAACGACGACGACAAGGACGACGGCGACGACAGCUACGAUAGCGUCGACGACGACGACGACGACGACGACACCCGCUGUUGGAAGACGACCGGUCGACGACGACUGACUGACAGCAUACGCCACCAUACACCAACUUGGAAGCGUUGGUGCGGUGCCGCCGACAGAAAAGUCUCUUUCGUCUACCAAUGGAGUGCCGCCGACCGGCCGGAAUUUAUUGGCUUCAACAGCAGCAGUACGUUGUUGGUGCUAGCGGCGUCAAGGACGGCGUUCAUGACACACGAGUGCACCAAAGUUCUGGUUCUGUGCGGUGUACUGUCGUCUUGUCCAGCUGACCUUCCUCAUUGCCUCGAUCGCGUGGCCACCCUCGCCGCCGCUGCCGCUGCCGCUGCCGCCGCCGCCGCCGCCGCCGCCUCCACCGCUAUAGCUGUACCGCUGCCAAGCCGUCAAAUCCUACUCCUCCCCGCGGCCGUCCUCCUCGUCGUCGUCGGCUUCCUCUUCGAAUCGUCCGCAGAUUAUUGA